AUGUCAUCGGAAGGCGGUUCGGCCGUCAUUCAACGAUAUUUCGGCGGUGGAGACCACGAACAACGUACCGCGCUCCAAUUCGCGUUUUACAAUGUGCUCCUGUUCGUUUUGGUGGGUAAAUUUUCAAGCCAGAAUUCCUAACUUAAUUGUAAAACAUUUCCAGUUGGGAGUUUCACUUUGCGGAGUGUUUGCCCUGUACAACAUGAUGUACAUGUUCCUUUCGCCCAUGCUGUGGGCGGUACUCGUCGGGACCGUACUGUUUCCGUUCAAAAAGAAGGUCACCGACACUGUGCAAAGUGAGUUUUCUGGAAAACUAUUUUUCUAACAUUCUAAAUUUCACAGACUGGCUCCGCGGGCUCCAAAAAUCGAAUCAAACUCUGGCGAAAGCAGUGAUCACUCUUCCGUUUUCCGCAUUUUCCAACAUUUCCGAGACUAUUUACAGCACUAUUGCCAGGUAGAAAUUCACAAAAUUCGAGAAGCUUCUAAAAUACGACAAUUUCCAGCCCGACCGGCGCAAUCAUCGGCGUGGCGUACAUUUCGCUGAAAGUGCUCUCCUACGAGCGCACGUUUAUGUGCAUCAUCAGUUGGAUCGGACGACUUUACGGAUAUUUGGACGCUUUUAUCGUUUUCUUUGCGAGACCAUGGGUUGAGUUUUUUGCAUAGUUGCCACGGGCCGGGCCGGGCCGAAAUUUCCAAAACUCCGGCCCGGCCCGGUCGGCCCGGUUCAAAAAGCGGGAAUUCAAAAUUUGAAUUAUUGAUCGCAUGAAGCCAUUUUUUGUAGAAUUAGGGGUUUUUUGCAAGCAUCGAACAUUGAAGAACAAAUGUAUUUCUCAUAAAAAAUUCAUAAUAGCAAAAAACAAAGAAGAAACACUAAAACUAGUUCGAAAUUUUUUUUUGUAAUAACGAAAAAAAAAAUUUCCGCGAAAAUUUGAAUUCCCGCCUUUUGAACCGGGCCGGCCCGCAUGGCCGGCCCGAAAUCUGGCAAGUCUGGUUUUUUGCUGUUGAAUUGAAAAGAGUGUUCGGAACAGUUUAGGGCUGGGCAAAUUUUGACCCAGUCUUUUUGAAACCUGGACUUUUUACCCACUUGCCAAGAUAUACUGAUUUGAAGCCGAAAAGACCGCAAAGGCCUCAAACUAGCGUAUCUCGGGACUGGAUGAUCCGAUCGAUCUGAAACUUGGACCCAAUAUACCAUAGUUGCCACGGGCCGGGCCGGGCCGGGCCGGGCCGGGCCGAAAUUUCCAAAACUCCGGCCCGGCCCGGCCCGAUCCCGGCCCGGCCCGGUCGGCCCGGUUCAAAAAGCGGGAAUUCAAAAUUUGAAUUAUUGAUCGCAUGAAGCCAUUUUUUUGUAGAAUUAGGGGUUUUUUUGCAAGCAUCGAACAUUGAAAAAAACAAAUGUAUUUCUCAUAAAAAAAUUCAUAAUAGCAAAAAAACAAAGAAGAAACACUAAAACUUUAGUUCGAAAAAUUUUUUUGUAAUAACGAAAAAAAUUUCCUCGAAAAUUUGAAUUCCCGCCUUUUUGAACCGGGCCGACCGGGCCGGGCCGGGCCAGCACUUUACCGACCCGGCCCGGCCCGGGCCGGCACUUUACCGGCCCGGCCCGGCCCGGCCCGGGCCGACCCGGGCCGGCCCGCAUGGCCGGCCCGAAAUCUGGCAAGUCUGCAAUAUACUUCUAUCCAAGUCCAAGAAACCUGCAAAGUUUAGACCCGAUCGGAUGAUUGCAAGUGGGUCAAAAGUCCAGGCCCGAUUUUGCCCAGCCCUAGAGCAUUUUCAAGCAGAUUUUUCGCAAUUUUAGUUGAAAAAAUCGCAAAGAACAUACUUCUUUAAAUACUUGAAAAAUUUCAGGUCCUCCCUCUGAUAAUUGUCUAUUUUUGCUGCUACGCCGCGUGGAUUUACGUUCAGGAUCCGAAACAAAUCAAUAAGAAAUUGGCGAGAAGCUUUUCGCUCCCAAUAUGGUUGGUUCUCUUUAGAGAAGAUCAAAAAACGUCGUGCCGUGUAGCGUCAAAACAAAAGAAUGACACAAACAACAAGGGAAACAACCGAAAACAAAUGGUUGCGCGCGCGCCGCACAGAAAUGGCGCUCUGUUGAGAAACUCUUUUUGCAGUGCAAAUUGAGCGACCUCGGGGCCGAGUUUGAAAAGUUAGGCCACGUUUUCAGUGGAAAAUUACUUCGCGGCCUAGAAAUUCAGCGAGAUUGCGAACAGCGCGCCCCUAUAAUAUUCACCUAAGAUAGUUUCGUCUUCCGUUUUCCCGGCGAAGCAACUUUUUUUCUGGCUAAAGCUGUAAUUCAAAUUUUUUCAGGAUCUACGUCAUUUCGUACGCUUCGCUCUACUUUGGACCGUUCCGCGCUUGUAUUUUCGGUCUUUCCGCCGCUAUUUUGGGUGCUCUUUCGGCCGGAAUCAUUGGAAAGUCGCAGAAUCACGGGAAACCCGAGGAAAAUGCGGAAGAAUCGUCGAUCCUACCACCAACAGUCGAGGAGAUUCUCGAGACGGCCAAGGAGAAAUGUACGGAAAAUGGGUUUUUCAACAAUUUCGAAAAGGCAAUUUUUCAGUGGACGCGACCGAACAAGAGCUCCUGGACCACUCGAUCGUGUCCACGUCGACCGUCGACGAGGCGAUCAGUGGCGAUUGGCUCAUUCGCGCCGUUUUUGGGCUCUGCGCCCUUUUGUGGGUCGUGCGGCACGACGGAGCACUCAUUCUCCUCGCCAUUCCGUUCGUUUUGGCCGUUUUGGCCAGAGCUGGUACGUCUACUGAUUUCCACGAACUAUUUUCAAAGACCCCUCAUUUUUGCAGCCGAACAACUCGGAAUCAUUGCCGCAAUUCACAAUUUCCUCGACGCGACGUGGCAGAAAAUUGAGCCGUCCGUCACGAAAAUUGUGGAAAUUACGGUCGCCGGACCGUUGAGACAGUUUGUGAAGGUAUUUUUCGAAAGAAGAUUCGAAAAAUAUUUCAAACGUCUCUUCAGGUGCUCUUCACGUCGGACAAGUACAUCGUCGAGUCGCUGCAUGACAAAAUGGACGUGCUCUCCUCCGUGAUCGUGAUGGUUUUUCUGGCGUUCUCCGCCCUGUUCGCCCUCAUUUUCGUCGGUUUCCAAUUGCACGGCGAGACGGUGCAUCUCGUGCGGCUCACCUCGAAUGUCGUCAGUUCGCGGCCGGAUUGGGUCGCCGCCGCAAUGAAUUAUACGGAGGAUCAGCUGGAAGAGAACAAUAUCGACAUUGAUGAUUAUGUGCAGCAGGUACGAUCCCAUGGCCUAGGAUUUUUCUAGGCCACGGCCACAACUUUAACAGUGAGAGUUGGGACUCGGACAGUGCGCGUGGAAAUAAGUCGAAGCCUUUAUGACGCACUUUCUGGAAGACGCAAAGUCAUCAAAAUUUCAGAAUAACCAUUAGUUACUCCCAUGACACUGAUACCCAAAAAGGAUAUUAGGUCGGGAUCCGUGGUCCCUAAAGACUCAACUCCAAACCCGUAGCGGUCCCUAUGAAUAUCUACAUCAUUUGUAGCAGCAAAAACGUGAAUUAUAUUAGAAAACGAAUAUUGUAGGCGUACGAACAAGGCCGCGCAUGGCUCGCCUCGAAUGUGCGGUCCCUGGCGAACGCGAAGGAUACGAAACGAGCGGAUAUGCUGGAGGAUCAGGUGAAGCAGGUGGUCGACAAACUCUACAAUAUCUGGGAACAACGCAACAGUCACGACGUUAAAGGUACUUGAAACCGAUUUUCAUUCUCAAUGUUCGAUCAUAAAAAAGUUUCAGCUGUGCAAGAGGGGUCCCGUGGCGAUUGGUGGCAGCAAUUGAAAGGAGUGACCGAUUUGACGGCCCUAAAAGACGAAUUGACACUGAUUGUCAAGGAAAAUCUGGAUACUCUUAUGGGAGUGAGUUGUUCCAAUUCGACACAAGCAAGUAAGCGAGUACAUUUCAGGUAGCCCAAUCGAUCGGAUCGGUUUUGGCGGUGAACGUGUCGAUUUUCUCGUCGAUUCUCGUCCAAUUCGCCGGAAUUAUUCUCAGUUUCGGCAUGGAAUUACUCAACACGUUUAUCGAGUUGGUAAGCAUUUACAAAAAAGAGACGCGUCUCAACAGAUUCAUUAUCAAACGUAUACAUUUUGCAGAUAGUCUUCCUGACAAUGGUCUACUACUUGCUCUCGGCGUCCCGUACCCGCUGGCUGCCUCUCCAGUGGGCUUCCGAUCUUUCCGCAGUGACGACGACCGAGGAUCCGAGCUCUCCGACCGAUCAGCACCACAUUACUGCAGCCAUUGAGCACGCCAUUUUGUGAGUGAUUUUUUGGGGAUUUUUAAAAAAUUUAAAGACAUUUCAGCGGUGUCUUCGUGCUCUCCGCAAAAAUGGCCGUUUUCUACGGACUCUACACGUAUUUUGUGCACAGUCUCUUCGAUUUGAAUAUUGUCUUUGUGCCUUCGAGUGAGCUUCUUCUUUUUAAAUGUAAAUCCAAAUUGUUUGCAAUUUUCAGUGCUCGCCUCACUUUUCGCUGCCAUCCCAAUAAUGCCGCCCUACAUUGUGGCCAUUUUCGGAAUCGUCGAACUCUGGCUGGUCCGGGGAGAAGGAGCCGCCGCGCUCGUCUUCACUUUGGCCUCCUUCGCGCCGGUUAUGUUCGCCGAUGCGACUUUUUAUAAGGAAGUCAAAGGAUCGCACCCCUACGUAACCGGUCUGGCCAUCAUUGGAGGCAUGUACUGGCUCGGAUUGCAGGUUUGCAAUUUUGUUGAGCGAAGAAAUGUGUAAAAAUUGACUUUUCUAGGGCGCAAUCAUAGGACCAAUCAUUCUGUGCCUCUGCCUGGUCCUCGUCAACGUCUACCUUCAACACGUGAAACCUUCGGCGCUCUACACCCCGGCUCCCUCCCCGCGCAAUGUCAAAUUGCACUGA
Caenorhabditis sp. 36 PRJEB53466 is the source of this 4865-nucleotide messenger RNA. The record is from the annotation of a GenBank genome assembly. Lineage: Eukaryota; Metazoa; Nematoda; Chromadorea; Rhabditida; Rhabditidae.